Molecule: messenger RNA, 1596 nt
Organism: Hymenoscyphus albidus
Lineage: Eukaryota; Fungi; Ascomycota; Leotiomycetes; Helotiales; Helotiaceae
Source: the annotation of a GenBank genome assembly
AUGGCAAUGUCCCAAGCAGCGGCGCUUGCCGAAAAACUCAUCGGACAUACCGGUACCGCCGAAACAGCGCAGGACAUCACGAAUCCCGCGAGGGAUCGAAAGAAGUAUGCGGAUCCCUCUGGGGAGACGAUGAAGGCUUUAUGUUGGAUGGGGAAGAACACUGUGGAAGUUCGUAAGUUUUCUCUUAUAACCCCACUAACUCAAAUUAUCAUCUCAUCAUAUUCAUAAACUAAGUAAUUGCACAGAGGAUGUCCCCAAACCCAGAGUCGUGGAACUGAGAGAUGUGAUUUUGAAAGUCACCGGUUCGACGGUUUGCGGUUCGGAUCUCCAUUUGUUGCAUGGUUCGAUUGUUGAGCUGGAGAAGGGCGAUAUUCUUGGACAUGAGUUUUGUGGCGUGGUGGAAUCUAUGGGUGAGCAGGUGGGCAAUUUGAAGGUUGGGGAUAGGGUUGUUGCUUCUUUUCAGAUUGCUUGUGGGAAUGUGAGUCUUCCUGGACCACUGUUGGCUAUGACAGACUUGAGUGGUGAAAUAUGCUAACCAGCAAUAGUGUUUAUUGCAACAAAAAGAUGAGUUCGCAGUGUGAGAAAACGAACUCUAAUACCAUCGAAAACGGGAUGUAUGGUGGUACCACCGCCGGGAUGUUGUAAGUUGAUGUUUCAUUCUUACUUGAAGACUUUGUGCUAAUCUUAGAUAUAGCGGAUACAGCCAUUUCACAGGCGGUUUUGCUAGAGGUCAAUCAGAGUACGUCCGCGUCCCAAUGGGCGUCACCAACCUCCUCAAACUCCCCGACUCCGUACCGGAUGAAAAAGGCCUCUACCUCUCCGACGUCCUUUGCACUUCCUGGAACUGCGUCAUCGAUACAGGCGUCGAGAAAGGCGACGUAGUAGCCAUCUGGGGCGCCGGUCCCAUCGGACAAAUGGCCGCCGAAUUCGCCUUCAUGAAUGGUGCCUCGCGCGUAAUCAUGGUCGAUUGUAAUUGGCGCUUAGACUUCAUGAAAGAGAAGUAUCCCAAGGUUGAACUCCUGGACUUCAGUAAACUGCCCAAGGGCGAAUCGGUCACCAGUCAAUUGAAGAAGAUGGUUGAUGGACGGGGUCCGGAUGUUGCGCUUGAAUGUGUGGCUGGAGAGUAUCCCAAGGGAAGGGCGCACUACUUUGAGAUCAUGCUUGGGAUGGAGACCGAUACCUCAGAGAUCAUCAACGAGAUGAUUACUUCGGUGUGAAACUUUGGUCGUUGUGGUGUUACUGGUGUCUAUGCAGGCUUCGUAAGUUCUCUUUCUCUCUUGAUUCGAAAACAGUAAACUAAUCGAAAACCAGACUAACCACUUCAACAUUGGCGCUCUGGUGGAACGCGGUAUCCGUUUGAUUGGAAAUGGUCAAGCGCCCGUUCAUAUGUAUUGGGAGAAGCUCUUGAAGAUGAUUGAAUCUGGAGAGAUCGAUCCGCUCAAAAUGGUCACUCAUCGGGUAGAUGUAUCUGAACUCGACACUAUCUACUACAAGUUUGAGAAGAAGGAAGACGGGAUGCAGAAGGUUUUUGUCCAGACCAAGUUUUCUGCGCCUCCUUGCAAGGGGAGUCCGAGCUUGACGACUUAUAAGAAGUAG